AUGUCUCUCAGAGUGAUCCCUCUCGGCGCUGGCCAAGAGGUUGGCAGGAGCUGUAUUAUUUUAUGUAUUGAUGAUAAGAAUAUCAUGCUUGAUUGAGGAAUUCAUAUGGCGAGUGAUCAGAAGUUUCCUAAUUUUAACUUUUUGAAGGAUAAGAAUGUUGGACUAGAUAUAGAAAUUGAUCUUGUGUUGAUUACUCAUUUUCAUAAUGAUCAUUGUGGAGCUUUGCCUUACUUUACAGAACAAUUUGGAUACACAGGUCCCAUCAUUAUGACACACCCAACCAAGGCAAUCAUUCCGCUUAUGUUAGAAGAUGCCAGAAAAAUAGAAGAAAGGGAUGCUAAGAAAUUAUCAAAAUCUUCAAAACAGAAUUAUGGAGGGAUGGGCUCUCAACAAAAGCCUGGAAUUGAAGAAGAAGCUAGAGGAAAUUACCCUUACUCUUAUGGGGAUCCUCCCAUGGCUUCUUCUCCAAAGAAUGAGUCCUCUAUGUUUGAGCCUGGCAGAAUCACCAAAGAGAUGAUUAAUAGAUGCAUUCGGAGAUGAAAGACCAUCCAACUUCAUGAGACCAUGGAAAUCAAUGGGAUCAAGCUGAAAGCAUAUUAUGCUGGCCACGUUCUAGGAGCAGUUAUGUUCUAUAUCGAGUAUAAUGGAAUAUCAGUUGUAUAUACAGGAGACUACAAUAUGACAGCAGAUAGACAUCUUGGAGGAGCCUGGAUAGAGCCUCUUAAGCCAGACCUUGUAAUGACAGAAACCACUUAUGCUAACUCUAUUAGAGACCCUAAGAGAGCUAGAGAAAGAGAGUUCUUCAAGAUCAUUCAUGAAACAUUAGACGGAGGCGGCAAAGUUUUAAUCCCGGUCUUUGCACUUGGAAGAGCCCAAGAACUGUGUAUCCUUCUUGAGACUUAUUGGACCAGGACUGGUAUAAAAUAUCCUAUUUAUUUUGCAGGAGGCUUAACUGAGAAAGCGAAUUUUUACUAUAAAUUAUUUACAAAUUGGACAAAUGAAAAGAUCAAGAAAUCUUUCGUGUCUGAGGGAAAGAAUUUGUUCGAGUUCAAACAUGUUAAAAACUUUGAACAGCAUAUGGUUAAUUCUUCAACUCCAAUGGUCCUUUUUGCUACACCAGGAAUGAUGAACACUGGAACCUCCUUGAAUAUCUUUAAAGAAUGGUGAGGAGAUGAGAAGAACACAGUCAUUAUUCCAGGAUACUGCUCUCCAGGAUCAGUUGGAAACAAGGUCCUCAACAUGAAAAAGAAGAUUGAAAUUGACAAGAAGAUGUAUAACAUCAACUGUAAAGUAAUGUCAAUGUCUUUCAGUGCUCAUGUUGACUCCAAAGGUAUCAUGGAGUUUCUAAACUACCUCAAACCAAAUAACAUCAUGCUUGUCCAUGGUGACAAGGAAGGAAUGUUAGAUUUGAAAAAGAAAGUUACAGAGGUCUUGAAGAUUAACUGUCUUGAUCCAGAAAAUCAUUCUAUAACUACAAUCCCUGUUCUUAAGAAGAUCCCUUUCAAGAUCUCUCUCAAUCUGCUGAAUUAUUAUUAUGCCAAUUCUUCAUUGGCCGAGAGUGACUUUGUGAUUCCAAACGUAAUCUUAUCAGAUUUUUGCAAGAAGAACAAAAAGGCUAUUUUCCAGACAAGUGCUGAGUUUGUCUAUCACCAUUACAUGAAACUCCAGAAUGGAGACUACAAUAAAAAUCAGAUAGAAGAUGACCUUGAUAAAAAGAUGGAAGAUAUAGAAGAGGACAAAGAAGAAGACAUUGAAACCAUCCUUAAUUCAAGCACCAGGUAUUUCAGAGUGAGAGUCUUGAUAAAAUGGAACCAAUGGUUCUUCUACAAAAGCACUCUUGAUCAGUUCAAGAUCGAUCUUAAGGAGGCAUUUCUAAAUAAGACAAAGAUCAACGCCGAUAGAGAGAAUCUUAGUACAAAGCUAGAAGAAAUCUUUGAGUCUUAUAUCACCAUUGAGACCAGAGAGCCUGACCUUCUUGAAGAAUCUGAGGAGCCUAAGGGCAAUUUCUAUGUAGAAGUUUGCUACAACUUGAUGGAAAGGAAAUUAGGAGAGCUACUCACCUCCUCAGUGAAAGCUAUAAUUACAGCACAGAAUGAGAAAUAGCCUGAUUAAAAUAAUUCCAUACUUAGAAUAUAUCGUGG
Messenger RNA from Moneuplotes crassus, 2141 nucleotides. The record is from the annotation of a GenBank genome assembly. NCBI's taxonomy places the organism in Eukaryota, Ciliophora, Spirotrichea, Euplotida, Euplotidae.